AUUUAACUCUCCCUCUCCCUCUCUCUCUCUUCUCUCUCUCUCUCUCUUUCUGUGUGUUCUGCAGCUCCAGCCACCGCCUACCAAACCCGAAUAUCACCAAUUCGGAUUUUGUAACCCGAACCUUAAUCCGAAUUCAUAGCUGAUUUUGAUGCAGUAAGAGAAGAAUAUUGUAGUGAUGGAGACCGAAAAUGGAGCAAAUUACACGUAUAUGGGUAGGAGCUUCGGUAAUACUAGUGCUAACGAUGAUUCCUCUCCUUUCAGUGACUGUAAUAGCGACAGAUCCGGGGAGUUCCAAACGGCUGCGUCGGAGAGCAGGCGAUUAUUGAUAGCUUGCGCAUCGGAGAAUUCCGAUGAUCUGCUUCGCCAGCUCGUAUUGGAUCUCGAGUCCUGUUCGAUUGACGAGCAAAAACAAGCGGCUAUGGAGAUUAGGCUCCUUGCUAAGAACAAGCCAGAGAACCGCUUCAAAAUAGCUAAAGCGGGAGCAAUUAAACCUCUGAUUACGUUGAUAUCAUCACCGGAUUCUCAGCUUCAAGAGUAUGGUGUCACGGCUAUUUUGAAUUUAUCUCUCUGCGACGAGAACAAGGAAGUGAUUGCUACAUCGGGAGCGAUUACGCCGCUGGUUAGGGCUUUGAGAACAGGGACAUCAACUGCGAAAGAGAACGCAGCCUGUGCUUUGCUUCGCCUAUCACAAGUAGAAGAAAACAAGGUUGCAAUCGGACGGUCUGGGGCCAUUCCACUUCUCGUGAACUUACUCGAAAGUGGAGGAAUUCGCGGGAAAAAGGACGCAGCAACAGCUCUGUAUUCGCUAUGUUCAGCAAAGGAGAAUAAAAAAAGGGCUGUCCAUGCUGGGAUCAUGAGGCCACUGGUGGAAUUAAUGGCUGAUUUCGGGUCAAACAUGGUGGACAAAUCAGCGUUCGUAUUGAGCAUGUUGGUUACUAUUCAGGAGGCCAGAACAGCAUUGGUUGAAGAAGGUGGGAUUCCGGUACUGGUGGAGAUCAUCGAGGUCGGAUCGCAGAGGCAGAAGGAGAUUGCGGUUGGGAUAUUGUUGCAGAUUUGCGAGGAUAAUUUGUUGCAUCGUGCGAUGGUGGCCCGCGAAGGAGCGAUUCCUCCCUUGGUGGCUUUGUCACAGUCCGGCACCAAUCGCGCCAAGGGAAAGGCAGAGACACUAAUAGAUCUUCUACGGCAACCAAGAUCCGGUAACAGCGCUGCCAGAACAGCAGAUGUGUCAGUAUGAAUGGUGUCCCUACCACAUGCCCAUGUGUAAUCAUACAAAGUGUGUAUAACUUUUUGUUUUUGCCUCUUCACCCCUCGCAAAAAGAUGAAAGAAAAACAAUUGUACGUAGAUAUUCUCUGUUACUGUGCUUGUAAAAUGUAGUGGUUUGAGUUUGAUA
Messenger RNA from Hevea brasiliensis (rubber tree), 1391 nucleotides. RefSeq names its product U-box domain-containing protein 4. Gene Ontology annotation, molecular function: protein binding. Lineage: Eukaryota; Viridiplantae; Streptophyta; Magnoliopsida; Malpighiales; Euphorbiaceae. Gene Ontology annotation, cellular component: nucleus; cytoplasm. The coding region runs from base 176 to 1234 and encodes 352 amino acids. The transcript has 2 exons. The record is from RefSeq and is a predicted model, not a curated record.